Molecule: messenger RNA, 750 nt
Organism: Staurois parvus
Lineage: Eukaryota; Metazoa; Chordata; Amphibia; Anura; Ranidae
Source: the annotation of a GenBank genome assembly
AUGGCUGCCUCCAGCAGGCUGAAGUCCACAUUGGCUCUGGUGACAGGUGGCGGCAGCGGCAUUGGACGAGCGGUGUGUCAGAGACUUUCCCGGGAGGGGGCUUCAGUUGCUGUGGUUGACGUGAACAUCAACUCUGCCAAUGACACGCUACAGACAUUAUCAUCCAACCUCCCUGAACAAGAGCAUGCGGCAUUCACGGCCGACGUCUCCCAAGCCGGCAGCGUCAGUGCGCUAAUGGAACAGAUACAGUCUCGCUUCUCUGCCCCUCCUCGUGUUGCUGUCAGCAGCGCCGGAAUCACCCGGGACGAGUUUCUGCUUCGCUUGUCAGAGGAAGCCUUCGAUUCCGUGCUGAGCGUCAACCUCAAGGGUACAUUUCUGAUUACACAAGCCGUGGCCCGAGCUAUCAUAGCCACAGGGCAAAAUGGAGGUUCCAUCGUCAACAUUGGCAGUAUUGUGGGAAAGGUCGGCAAUCUUGGUCAGGCCAACUAUGCUGCAUCCAAGGCCGGAGUAGAAGGUUUCACCAGGACUGCCGCCAAAGAACUGGCUAAGUUUGAUAUCCGAUGUAACACUGUAUUACCUGGAUUUAUUGCCACACCGAUGACUGACAAAGUCCCACAGAAAGUCCUGGACAAAUUCGCUGAUCUGAUUCCAUUGGGAAGACUUGGUCAGCCAGAAGAUAUCGCAGAUGUCUGUGCGUUCCUGGCUUCGAAUGACAGUAGAUAUAUUACAGGAACAAGUAUUGAAGUGACA